GGUUCUUCACAUAAUCAUACUUUGCCAGAUCUGUAUUUCUGCUUUCAUAUAUUCACUUGUCGUAUUUUCCCGCAAUUACACCCACUGCAAGAUUCGAGACAUUGAGGAUCAGUGAUAUUUUCUUUCACAUGGCACUUGGGCAAGCUCUCCUUACCAAGCCCCCAAGGGUUCAGCAACCACAAACUCAGGUACGGGAGGUUUUGCAAAGCAAGAGCUCUACUAGGAGUCUGGAUCAGCAACUCAAACUUGAGCAAAGCUUAGAAGUUGUUCAGACUUUGCUUGGAGCCUCGAUUGGUUGUCUCUCAUUCCUUCGAGGCCUUCUUCCAGAAGAAUGUUUUGUGGAAAAACGUUACGGAGGCAGCUCCUCAACUGCAGUUAGUUAUCGUUCAUUUACGAGUGACCUUGACGAUGAAGCGUUCUUCAAGAAGGGCAAUAACGGGACUCGCAUCAAGAGGCUGAGAAGAGGGUAUUCAUGCGAAGCAGACCAACUCCUUGAUUGGCUUGAAAUCGGGAUCUUUGAUGCCCUUCGCCGAGGCUAUCUCAAGGCAGUCCAGCUAGCAAUAUACCCCGAUGAUAAACACCCCGACACCGUGGUGGAGUCGUACACCUUCUCCUUUACCUAUCGUGAAAAGGAUGAUGGACCCUCCAUUAGCCUUAAGGUUACAGACAUGCAUGGACAUGGUGUCACCGCCAACGAUGCAAAUAAAAACCUCCAGCUAAUGAUCAGAAGACUUAUAGUCAUUACUCAGAAUCUCCCCCCGCUCCCUGACAAGCGCUGGCUCACCAUUCGCCUGCAUUACCUGGACGGGACCCCUAAGGAUUAUGAUCCGCCAAACUUUUACCGACUCUCACCCACUGCAUUCCCCCUCAGAAUCCGUGAGAACGAAUCUAAGGCAGUUGAAAAACUCGACUGUGGUGAACUGAAUGCUGGAUAUCAUACUGUUGCCCUUAAAGUAUCUAGCCUGAGCGAAGUCGAUCCGGAGGAACGGCCGAGGCGACGGCGAGGCUCAAGGUUUAUCACCAUGGACACGGACAUAGUACAACCCCAUUUGAGGUCUGGUAGGUCGUCUGAGGAUGAAAAAAAAGGAUCAGACACCCACAGAAUACCCAACACAAAUGAAGGGUCUCCAGCCAUCAUCUCUCCGCCCUGUGAGGUCGGAUUUGUGGAAGAGCGGAGAGUAGCUCCAAAUACGAGCCAUAACACCCAGAUGCCACCAAAAUCCGGCCCAACUAGCCGACUACCUGGACGGGAAACACAAGAGAGGUUGGCUAUUCGAGGAAUGCUUGUGCCAUCUGAUCGAGGUAGCGAGAUACCUGAAACGCAGCCUUGUAAUCUCGGUUUUGAGCAAACUCAAAAUCCGCCUGUAGAGUGCUCCCCCCGACCUUCCACCAAUACUGACACUCGCCUUCGACCGGAAAAUCUAGCCACACAACCGCAGAAGCCCCCGAGACCCCCUAGGGCCGACAAACAGGCAACUACAGCCGACUCGAGGCAAUUACCUGAGCAGCGGAUCUCAUUAAGAACACUUACUGGGAGACACCUCUCUAGACCUCAAGAUGUAUCAGCAACGAUACCGUCAACAGACACCAACCUCUCCGAAGAGGCGCCUUCUAAGAUAUAUAAAUUGAAGAUGCUCGACACAAAGAAGGCAGAAUUGGUGAAGAACAAGGUGAUCACUGAAGCUAAAGGAAAGGGGGUUACGAGAGCAGUGCGGGCGGACGACCACCAAAUUGUGUGUGAAUGCGGUAGUAAAGAAUUAUCGGAGGAUAUGAUAUGUUGUGACUUGUGCGAAUGUUGGCAGCAUACGGAAUGCUAUGGGUUUACCUCGACCCAAGACCCACGCAUCCCGGAUAAUCAGGUUUGCUAUUCUUGUCUUCUUUCCAAGUUUGAGGAAAGGCUGCUAGAAGAGAUGCGUGGGUUGGCGUUGUUUCGAAAAGCUGUGAAACUUGUUUGGGACAAGGGCUCUUUUCCAGCGACUAACAGGGCUUUUUCAAAUGGUCUUGGGUGUGACCUACCAACAGCAUCACAGAUUACAAGGCGCCUUUUAGAAGAAGGAUUCAUUGCACAAAUUUCUACUACCCGUACCGGGCGCCAAAAGAAAACCGUGAAUGGGAGCCCCGUCAAGUAUCGGGUUGUCAAGACACCCGAGAUGGCGAAGAUAAAGGAAGUCCAAUACUUUGAUCCGCUAGUCAAGAUAUCCCACCACUUUGAAAACCCCAGCCCUCCUGAGAACCUGCACAAGCCUGUUCUAAAAGACACUCCGGCCGUGAAGCUUUCAGAACCUCCCGGAUACGAUGAAAGUGGGGUCGAAGAUAGCCAAGCGUUUGAGAGUCACUUCGAAGAGGCUAUUGUGAUUUCGGAAUCAAACCACGGGGUGCCGGAGCGACCAGCAGAUAUGGACUCUACGGCUGACGAAGAGGAGCUCCCGAGAUCCAAUGCAUAUCAAACCGAGCCAAAUUCCACCAUACCAGCACACGAAACUAGCAAGACAAGCAGUAGGGUUACAUCCAGCUUUCCGCACAAAAGCAUUGGCCAAAGUUCGGCAACACCAGAGAUGAUUCAGGAUCCGCCCGAGGCUCCAAGUCAGCCCAGGGUCAAUGUUAGUGCGGUUUCUUUCGAUGUUUAUGUUGGAUAUGACAGUGAAGGAUAGGUUGAAUAAUCACUUGCGGUAUAUCGCCUAAAUUUCCUUUCUCCUUCCCCUAUCGCUCCGGAAGUAUGCAUGUGCUCUGGUACUCUGAGAGAGACCCUCACGUUUGUCUUGCAUAGGCCGCUCGAGGCGGUGAUAUAUCAUCUUGCGCUUGUAGUUCUCCCCUUGUGGAUUUUUUUUAAAACCCCCUGGGUUAGAUGGAGUAGCUUGAUUACUAUUUUAGUGGGAUGGAGGCCUAAAAUGCCGCCCACUCUUUGGGAAGAACCGAGAUCAUGAGAAAUGUUC
Messenger RNA from Tuber melanosporum (Perigord truffle), 2933 nucleotides. RefSeq lists its product as uncharacterized. The record is from RefSeq and is a predicted model, not a curated record. Bases 129 to 2651 code for a protein of 840 amino acids. NCBI's taxonomy places the organism in Eukaryota, Fungi, Ascomycota, Pezizomycetes, Pezizales, Tuberaceae. Gene Ontology annotation, biological process: synaptonemal complex assembly; meiotic recombination checkpoint signaling. Gene Ontology annotation, cellular component: nucleus. The transcript has 9 exons.